Molecule: messenger RNA, 1055 nt
Organism: Nanorana parkeri
Lineage: Eukaryota; Metazoa; Chordata; Amphibia; Anura; Dicroglossidae
Gene: TASP1
Product: taspase 1
Exons: 10
Biological process (GO): protein maturation
Molecular function (GO): threonine-type endopeptidase activity
Source: RefSeq, a predicted model, not a curated record
CGUACCAAUGAGAAGCACGCAUGCGCAGAGGAGAAGCCGGCUCCGGGGCGCUUUUUGGAUGCGAGAAGGGCCUGCUGUGGUCCCUGGGUACAGACGCAGCGCCGGUCACCCGAAUUCCUGUAAAUCAUGGUUAUCGGGGUGCUGUCUCCUAAGACGGCAAUGAUUCAUCUGGGGUAACACCAUGGAAAAGGCAGUCAAUUCAUCAGAAACCGCACCUUCGAAAUCAUCUCAGGUUUCAAAUAGGAAAGAGACUGACUCAACCAAAGACGCAGACUCCAGUAAGGCGCAGAAGGGAAAAAGGGUUGGCUUUGUGUUGGUGCAUGCAGGUGCUGGCUAUCAUUCAGAAUCAAAAGCUAAGGAAUACAAGCAUGUCUGUAAACGAGCAUGCAAAAAGGCAAUUGAAAAGUUACAAGCUGGCGAUCUUGCAACAGAUGCUGUCACAGCAGCUCUUGUGGAGUUGGAGGACUCUCCAUUUACAAAUGCAGGAAUGGGGUCCAACUUAAAUCUCCUGGGAGAAGUAGAAUGUGAUGCCAGUAUAAUGGAUGGAAAAUCUCUAAGUUUUGGAGCAGUUGGAUCUUUGAGUGGUAUAAAAAAUCCAGUGUUGGCAGCAAACAAGUUGCUGUUUGAAGGACAGAAAGGAAAACUCUCAGCUGGCAGGAUCCCACCUUGUUUUUUAGUUGGAGAUGGCGCUUUUAAGUGGUCUGUCGAUCAUGGGAUUCCGACCUGUCCUAGAGACAUCAUGGCUACAAAAUUAAGUUUAGCUGCUUUCAAACGCAACAAAAGAAAACUGGAGCUGGCAGAAAAGGUGGAAACCGAUUUUAUACAGAUUAAAAAGAGAAGACAAUCAAGUGAAAAGGAGAAUGACUCAGGAACUCUGGACACUGUUGGAGCAAUAGUUGUUGACCAAGAUGGAAACGUAGCUGCUGCUGUCUCCAGCGGUGGACUAGCCAUGAAACAUCCUGGAAGAGUUGGCCAGGCUGCUCUGUAUGGAUGUGGCUGCUGGGCUGAAAACACUGGAGUUCACAACCCAUAUUCUACAGCUGUGAGUACUUCAG